Pieris macdunnoughi is the source of this 2235-nucleotide messenger RNA. The record is from the annotation of a GenBank genome assembly. Lineage: Eukaryota; Metazoa; Arthropoda; Insecta; Lepidoptera; Pieridae.
AUGAAGGCGGUACUCUGUUUUGUGCUGGGGCUAGCAGCCCUGGCUACGGCCGUCCCCAGUUUGGACAUGAAGGACGACUUUAAAUUUCCCAUGGACAUCAAAGAGCGCCAAUUCUUUAUAUUGAAGCUUUUUAAUAACAUAUUGGAACCAGUUUCCUACAAGGACAUCGAAGACAUGGGCAGAAACUUUAAAAUUGAAGAAAAUGUCGAUUUGUACACCAAACAAGAUGUUGUCAAGACCUUCCUCAAUUAUAUGAAGUUUGGCUUCCUCCCAAGAGGAGAGGUCUUCACGCUUCACGUCGAUCGCCAGCUCAAAGAAGUAGUCACCAUGUUCCACAUGUUGUACUAUGCCAAGGAUUUUGACACCUUCAUCAAGACCGCAUGCUGGAUGCGUCUUUACCUUAACGAAGGAAUGUUUGUUUACGCCAUGACAGUAGCUGUCAGACACCGCGAAGAUUGCAAAGGAAUAGUACUCCCACCGCCAUAUGAAAUCUAUCCCUACUACUUCGUCAGAGCUGAUGUGAUCCAGAAAGCAUACUUAUUGAAAAUGAAGAAGGGAAUGCUCGACGGAAAACUGAGCCACUUCUACGGUAUCAAGAAGACCGACAAAGACGUUUACGUUAUCGACGAAAACGUGUUUGACAAACGCGUCUGGUUGAAUGAUGAGGACAGGCUUAGAUACUUCACUGAAGACGUUGAUCUCAACACUUACUAUUACUACUUCCACGUCGACUACCCAUUCUGGAUGAAAGACGAUUUCUUUAACAACAAAUUCAUGAGCCGUAGGUGGGAAAUGACAAUGUAUGUGUACCAACAGAUCCUCGCCCGAUACUACUUGGAGCGUCUUUCUAACGGAAUGGGUGAUAUCCCUGUCCUGUCGUGGUACAAACCGAUCAAAGAAGGUUACUGGCCCUGGUUAAUGAUGCAUAAUGGAGUGAAUUUCCCGAACAGAUUCAAUGACUACGUCACUGUUAAGGAUAACAAUGUGGGCUUCGUUAACCUUGUCGAAAACUACGAAAAGAUGAUCAACGAAGCUAUCAUUAAAGGAUUUAUUGAGAUGAAUGGAAUCAGAUACGAACUCACCAAGCCUGCAGACAUUGAGAAACUUGGAAAACUAGUUUUUGGAGCUGAUGAAAGAACCGACCUUUACAAGGGACAGAUAGGGGCCUACCGCUACAUGCUCAUCAUGAUGAAAUCAAUCGUUGGACUUAACACUUGGUUUUCCGACAAAUACUUUGUUGCGCCAACGAUAUUGGAUACAUACCAAACAGCACUUCGUGACCCAGUCUUCUAUCAACUACAGAAACGUCUAAGCUACUUAUUCAUUCUCUUCAAAAUGCGUCUACCUUCCUACACCCAUGAAGACUUGUACUUCCCUGGAGUUAAGAUUGACAACGUUGUUGUGGACAAGAUGGUCACCUACUUCGAUGACUACUUAAUGGACAUGACCAACGCAGUUAUCCUAAACGACGACGAGUUCAAGAAGAGCAAGUCCGAUAUGACCUUCUUUGUACGUAAACGCCGUCUUAACCACCAGCCAUUUAAAUUCAGCUUCGAUAUUACAUCUGACAAGACUACUGACUGUAUCGUCAGAAUCUUUUUAGGUCCUAAAAUGGAUCAAUGGGGUCGUAUCAUCGACUUGAACGUCAACCGCUUGAACUUUGUGGAGCUCGACUCUUUCUACUACAAGCUUGUGUCUGGAAAGAACGUAAUCGUCAGAAAUUCGUUUGACAUGCACAAUUUAGUCCGCGAUAGAAUGAUGACCAGAGACUUCUGGAGUAAAUUGAGUACUGUCACCGACUUCAAAGAUAUGUUCACCAAGGAGUUUAAAAACUGGCAAACUGGUUUCCCUACCAGAUUGAUCCUACCCAAGGGUCGCAUUGGCGGUAUGGAUAUGUUACUAUACAUAAUUGUUACACCUUUGAGGUUAGUCGAUAAUGUUGACACAGCUAUGUUCGAUACAUACCGUAAAGACGAUUUCGUUGACUUCAGGUCGACUGUCUUAUUAGACAAGAUGCCUCUUGGUUUCCCAUUCGACCGUGAGAUUCAAACCACUAAGUUCUUUACGCCAAACAUGAAGUUUGUUGACUUUAAAAUUUUCCACAAGGAGCAAAUGUGUGACAUGAAAAUGCGCUGGGACUACUACACUCUUAAGAAUUACGACAUGACAACUAGGUUAUCUAACACAUUCGAUGACUACUUCACGGGUGAUGUAGAAAUUAACAAAGACCUUUAA